Phyllotreta striolata is the source of this 5077-nucleotide messenger RNA. Lineage: Eukaryota; Metazoa; Arthropoda; Insecta; Coleoptera; Chrysomelidae. The record is from the annotation of a GenBank genome assembly.
UUCGGCUCGGUUCGGUUCAGUUCGGAGUAGUAGAUAGUUGGUGGUUUUUUAUAUGGCGGAGGUUGAUCUGGUUACGCAUAAUUCAACGGCUGGCUCAAAUUUUGUAAAUACAGUGUUUUCGUCCUAGAAAGUUAGCAUCAAACUCCCGAAGUGAAUUAAAAUCCGAUAUCGCAUCGUGCUACUAGACCACACAUGGGACUUACACUACGGUGAGCUGUGAUAUCGCUGCAUAAAUCCGCUAUACUUGACGGGACUAUUGUGAUCUUUAAAUUAGAAUUAGUCAACAAAUUGGUUACGUCGAUAGGAUAUAGAAGAAAAUGGAGACGGCACAAGUCGAGCAGGCUCCUCCGCACACCAACGGAAUAUCGGACAUCGAAGACGACGAACGGGCGAAAAUGCGACCGGUCGACAUCGACGCCGACGUGCGGGAAAUGGAGCGCCGGAAGCGCGUCGAGAUGAUCAUGAACAGCAAACUGUUCCGCGAGGAACUCGAGAGAAUCAUCGAAUCGCAAUUGAAAGACGGCUCCGGCCCCAGCGGUCUCUUGCAACAAAUCUCCGAUAUGGUGGGCGUGAAUCGGCAGGGCGGCAACGUCUUCAAGAGCUCGAGCUGUGUUAUACCCGUAAAUGAUAUUAGAGGGAUCGAAGCGAUGGGUUAUGCUAAGGGCGAAAAAAUUCUAAGGUGCAAACUCGCCUGUUUGUAUAGAUUAAUCGAUCUGUACGGUUGGGCUUAUGGUUCGACUACGUUAAUUACUGCCAGAUUGAAUCAAGACGACGAACAGUUCUUGGUUAACCCGUACGGUAUGCUUUUCCACGAAGUCACCGCUUCGAGUUUGAUCAAAGUGGACAUGCAGGGUGGCGUCAUAGAACAAGGCACGACGAAUUUUUCGGUUAACAUCACGGCGUUUUCUCUACACGCCGCCGUGCAUUCGGCUCGUCCCGAUAUCAAAUGCAUCGUACACGUUCACACGCCCGCCGUCAUCGCCAUUUCCUCGCUCAAACAAGGACUCAUGCCGUUGAGUCAGGAAUCGGCCGUCGUCGGCGACAUCAGCGCUCAUCUCUACUCGGGCGGCCACUUGAACGCCGAAGAACGCGACAAGCUGGCCCGUAACUUGGGACCCAUCAAUAAAGUCCUCCUGCUUACCAAUCAGGGCGCGCUGUGUUGCGGGGAGACCAUCGAAGAAGCCUUUUACAACGCCAGGAAUAUCGUUUUGGCGUCGGAAAUCCAACUCAAACUCAUGCCGUUGGGCGUCGAUAAUUUAGUGUUGAUUAGCGACGAAGCGCGAAAGACGAUGUACGAUCAGGCCCAUAAGGCGCCGGAGAGCACGCCCCGGCCCGAUCAGCCCUCCGUGCUGGAAGGAAAGGUGGAGAGAAAGUGGCGCGUCGGCGGCGUGGAAUUCGAAGCGCUGAUGAGGAUGUUGGACAACGCCGGUUUCAGGACCGGCUACAUCUACAGGCAUCCGUUGGUGAAAGGCGAGCCGCCGAGACCGAAGAACGACGUGGAAGUGCCGCCGGCCGUAUCGUCUUUGGGUUAUUUGCUGGAGGAGGAAGAGCUGUACAGACAAGGGCUCUGGAGGAAAUUGGAGGGCGGUAAGAAAGGAAGCGAUCGCAGUCGGUGGUUGAAUUCGCCUAAUACCUAUCAGAAGGUGGAGAUUUUGGAAACCGGUACUUCGGAUCCCAAGAAAAUUACUAAGUGGGUAGCAGAGGGAUCGCCUAAUCAUUCGUCGAGUACCCCGGUUAAAAUCGACGCCGCCCUUCAGUUCGUACCCAAAGGAACCAACCCGAAGGAAUUUAAACAGAAACAACAACAGAUCAAAGACUACAGACGAGCGGAUAAGAUAUCCGCCGGGCCUCAAUCGCACAUACUCGAAGGCGUUACGUGGGAGGAAGCGAAGAAAAUGCAAGAUGCUACCGUGACCCAGACCGGCGAUCACGUGGUGCUGAUGGGAGCCGCCUCGAAGGGCAUCAUUCAACGAGGUCACCAGCACAACGCCACUGUAUACAAAUCGCCGUACGCCAAAAAUCCCUUCGACAGCGUCACCGACGAGGAGAUCAACGAAUACAAAAAGGUCGUGGAGAAGAAAACUAAAGGCGAAUACGAUACCGAUUAUAGCGAAUCGGAAGGACUUUCAUCGGCAGCUAUCAAUAAAAUGAACAUUAGAUCGCCGACUUCUGUAACCAGCGAAACCGAGGAGGAAAGCCAUGACGAACCACAAAUUUUAAGGAUAGAAACGAAAACGGUACCUAGAGCUAGUCAACCAGAAGUCGUAAUGAGCGAUGGCGACAAGCACCGAAAUCGUCAGCCGUAUAGAACUAAUAGUCACGCGGGUCAUCUGAAAGGUUCAUAUUUAGAUCCGAAUCCCGUUCAUUUUCACGUCGUUAGAAAUAACGAGAUCGCCAUUAAGCAUCCCGCAUUUGACCGGAGCGCGCGCUUUUGCCCGAACCGAUCCUACUCGACCGGACCGUUUAGAAUAAACAUUCACAACGCGAAAUCCAUAUCGGUGAACAUACCGACUAGUACGAUAAAAGAAUUCAUCCUACCUUUCGCAACGGCUUUAAAUUUCUCGAGCGCCACCAGCAACAAGGAGUCUCAGACAAGCUAUCGAAUCGGCCACGCUCCCCUGUACAUACAACGUCGCGGCGUGAAUUUGAGCCGAUCGAAUUCGUUCGAAAGGAAGAUCCUCGACCAGCUCAAGCAGAAUAUAUUCGACGAGCUGUCGUCGAGUUCGGAGUCGGAAACGUUCGAGAUAAUAUCGAGCGAUUACGACGACGACAUCGCGCAUUUCGAUGAGAGUUUUCAUCUGAAGAGGAACGAAGGACGCUUCGAACUCACUCCGGAUAUUUUAGCUAUGCUUCCGAGCAACGGUUCGAACAGUUCGACGGAAGCCGAGGAUGAUGAUGAUGAUGAACGAGCCGAUUUGGUUAAAGGAUUCGUGGGUAAAUUGCGGGAGUUUACCGACGCCAAUUUCGAAAUUUUACACGAAGCUAAGGAUAUAUUAGGGAAAAUACCGGACGCUUUGUCUAAAAGUUUAGACGAAGGUAUCGAAGAUUGUGCAACGCUCGUAGAAGACGAAACUGUCGGUAUCAUCGACGAUAACGCCAAGCAACUGGCCGAUUUAAUCUUAGAUUAUCUAUCGGAGCAAUGUUUGGAAGUUAGGGAAAUCAUCCUGUGUCCUGAAAUACUGCACGACCAAAAUUUGGGCAAACUCCUGGCGAAAUCGAAGGAGUUGUACGAAAAGCACUUCGAGCACUCGCUCACCGCCGAAGGCAAGAACGAUUUGAGAGUAUCGCUGGCCAAGUACGUGCUAAAGAAGCUGGAAACGCACGAUAAAAUCAACACCUCAGACGAUUCGACAAGUUCCGGCACGGUCUCCGAUAAAUUAUUCACCGUAUCCGAAUUUUUAAACGACAUUCUCGACAAACUGUUCGACACGCUGGACGAUAAAAAGCGAGCGGAACGGAAUAAAACGUUCGAAGUGACUUCGUUCCACCAGAAAACCCUAACCGAAUGCGGCUCUGAGUUGUUCUGGAUAUCCGUAACGAAUUCGCCGAAUUGUAAAAAACCCGUUAGCAUAAACGAGUGCGAAUCUACCGAUUGUCGCCUAUCGACCGCCGCGGAAGAGGCCUCUAACUUGUCUGGUAAUGCAGACGAAAAAACGGAGAGUUUAAGCGUGUCUUGCACCUCGGAGGGAUCCGAAGGUAGUUCCAGUUUGUUCGAUAACGAUAUUAAUUAUCUCGCCGAAGAUUCCGUCGAGGACGUUCAAGCGAAUACUCUAUCGGACGCGACCGGCGUGUUCCUGAAUAAACUAUCUGGUUCGAAGGAGGUUAUUAUGAAGAACCAAGUGAAUUUUUUUCGUACGCAAAACUCGGAUUCGUACGGGUUCAAGUCGGAAAACGUGGCCGUUUUGACGGCCGAUCGCGAGAAUAAAGAGAACGAAAGGUUGGAUGAUUCCGGCGAUUGGAUGGGCGAGAACACAGUGAAUGGUGACCAAUCGGACGCUCACAUGAGCACACUCUCUCAAAGCAGUAAAGAGGAUCACUCGAUAUCUGAGGAGUCGCCGAAGAAGGACAAGAAAAAGAAAAAGGGCCUGAGAACGCCGUCGUUCCUCAAGAAGAAGAAAGAGAAGAAAAUCCGCGAGGCUUAGAAAACCCUUCCGAACAUAAAUAAAAAUAAAAAAAAUCACCAUGCCUCCUUCGAGACUGCCAGCAAUUGAAAUUAGUUUAGAUGUCCCAGGUGCGGCUAAGACUUUUGCACUACCUGUGAAAUUUUAAACUGCCUUUUUUUGUCAUCAAAUACUAUAACAAUACAAUUAGCUUUAACUGUACAGUAUGAUUCGAAGAAAUGUUUUAUCAAUAUUUAAUUAUUAACCUUCAAAGUGCGACGUUCUAGUGGUUUUUAGAUUCUACAUGUAAACGAGACGUGUUUUAUGAAAAAUUAAGGAUUUAAGUAAAAGUGUACAGCUAACAUCACUUUCGAAACGUUUCCUUUGUUAUGUUUACUUUAUUAUAUAUACAUACAAGAAAAAUGCUAUAUUGUGUAAAUUUUCUAGCUUUAUUUUUUCGACUAUUUGUUUUGUUAUUAACACGUAUUCAGAAAUGUGAAAGUUUAUUAUUACAUAUAUUAUAAUUUUAAGUUUCUAUUACUAUUUUUAACGCUUUAGGAAACUUUUGGAGAUUGUCUUCUAUUUGCUUACGAGAGGUAACUACAACCAACCCGUUCAUCAAAUUAUACCACAUAAUAUAUUUUUAGGAAUAUCGGUGCAAUUUUGAAUAAUUAUAAAUUAUUUAUUUUUUAUACUUGAUUGUAAUCCCUCGAGUUGUUUUUCCAAUUUUUCAUCAAGCUAUUCAAAUUUAAUGAUUUUAUUGGGAAAACAACGUUGGAUCUAUAUACUAAUGUUCUUUAGUUUAGAAGAUACCAUCCAUAAAUUAAUAAUAUAGCUAGGAAAAUAUAUUUGAUUGUAUAUAAACGAUUAGGUACCUUCUCGACUGGCUUAUUUAAACUUCUGUUGCACAAACUGCUGUUUUUAUAUUAUAGAGUUUUUGUCGCAAUAUUUGAUAAAUAAAUAGCUUAUCUUGAUAA